GAAUUAGGAAGUACCGCGCCUGCGCGCUGCCAUACUCCCUGGUGGCGGUGGCUUUCCAGCGUUGUGGUGCGUGAGGGGAGACCGCGUCUGUGGAGGCUACUGCGUACCCUGUGUCUCGUCGCCAUGAGCAGCACUUUAGCAAAGAUUGCGGAGAUCGAAGCCGAGAUGGCACGGACUCAGAAGAACAAGGCCACAGCCCAUCACCUAGGGCUGCUUAAGGCUCGCCUUGCUAAGCUUCGUAGAGAACUCAUUACACCAAAAGGUGGUGGUGGUGGUGGGCCAGGAGAAGGUUUUGAUGUGGCCAAGACAGGUGAUGCUCGAAUUGGCUUUGUGGGCUUUCCAUCUGUGGGGAAGUCAACGCUGCUGAGUAACCUGGCAGGAGUAUAUUCUGAGGUGGCAGCCUAUGAGUUCACUACUCUGACUACUGUGCCUGGUGUUAUCAGAUACAAAGGUGCCAAGAUCCAGCUCCUAGAUCUCCCAGGUAUCAUCGAAGGUGCCAAGGAUGGGAAAGGUAGAGGUCGUCAAGUCAUUGCAGUGGCCCGUACAUGUAAUUUGAUCCUGAUCGUUCUGGAUGUCCUGAAACCCUUGGGACACAAGAAGAUAAUUGAAAACGAGCUGGAAGGCUUUGGCAUUCGCUUGAAUAGCAAACCUCCUAACAUUGGCUUUAAGAAGAAAGACAAGGGAGGCAUUAAUCUCACAGCCACUUGCCCUCAGAGUGAACUGGAUGCCGAAACUGUGAAGAGCAUUCUGGCUGAAUACAAAAUUCAUAAUGCCGAUGUAACUUUGCGUAGUGAUGCCACAGCUGAUGACCUCAUUGAUGUGGUGGAAGGAAACAGAGUGUAUAUCCCCUGUAUCUAUGUAUUAAACAAGAUUGACCAGAUCUCUAUUGAGGAAUUGGACAUCAUCUAUAAAGUGCCACACUGUGUACCCAUCUCUGCCCAUCACCGCUGGAAUUUUGAUGAUCUGUUGGAAAAGAUCUGGGACUAUCUGAAACUAGUAAGAAUCUACACCAAACCCAAAGGCCAGUUACCAGAUUAUACAUCUCCUGUGGUGCUGCCUUACUCCAGGACCACUGUGGAGGAUUUCUGCAUGAAGAUUCACAAAAAUCUUAUCAAAGAAUUUAAAUAUGCUCUGGUCUGGGGUCUCUCUGUGAAACACAAUCCUCAGAAAGUGGGUAAAGACCAUACGUUGGAGGACGAGGAUGUCAUUCAGAUUGUGAAGAAGUGAACCCCCCCUCCCCCAUCAGCUGGGCCAACCGCAGCGGCUUUCCCCAUGACCAAGCACCCUACUCAAUUCCUUUUGUUUUUGGCAGCCACUGGAUCAGGGUAAAGGGGUGGGAAAUGGAGGCACCCAAACUGGAACUUCACUUACCUUACUGUGGUGUCACCUUCUGUGUUGAACUGCGUAAAAGACCUAGCAGGCCUGUUCGCUAUGUGCAGUUCAUGUGUUCUUGUCAGAUUUGUUUUGGAAUGGGCUGAAAGAGCAAUGUACAGUGAAGCAGUUGCCAAGAGAGUGCUUUGUAGCCUGGUCUUGAAUAUGAAAUGGAUAAAAGUGUGACAUGUAACAUCUUUUUGAUGCUUUGUGAUGGGGACCCUUUCAACUGCAUGUGGCCUUCAGUCCUUUCAGAUGAUGUGGUUCACGUGAUACUGGACAGAAGAAGGACUUGAUGUACAUUAUUAUUACCCUGCUUGGCUUCCAUUUUGGGAGAUGGUAUAGUCUAGCAAUUGAGUAAACAACUGAACAGGCAGAUUGGGGUUUGAAGGGGCAGGUCAAUCUCUAGUUAGCUGUGGAACCCUGAACAAAUUAUUCAAUCCUUUUGAGCUUCUGGGGACAUUAAUAGCACUUACCUUCUAAGUGGUGGUUGUUACUACUAAGGGAGUGGGUCAUUUGUAAACUUAGCAUAAUAACUGGCAUAUAAAUAUUCAGGACAUGUU
Molecule: messenger RNA, 1934 nt
Organism: Fukomys damarensis (Damara mole-rat)
Lineage: Eukaryota; Metazoa; Chordata; Mammalia; Rodentia; Bathyergidae
Gene: Drg1
Product: developmentally regulated GTP binding protein 1
Exons: 9
Coding region: 124-1227 (367 amino acids)
Biological process (GO): cytoplasmic translation
Cellular component (GO): cytoplasm
Molecular function (GO): GTP binding; GTPase activity
Source: RefSeq, a predicted model, not a curated record